AUGCCACCACCACAGAGCCAGCGCCGACAGGCGGUUGAGUCCGAUGAAGAUGAAGACGUCCAUCAACGCCCUGACAGCCCCGCGGACGACGGAAAUUCCGACGUGGACCACAUGCACGGUGUCGAGCGAGACGAGACAAGCCAGCUCAUCAAGAAGCUGGUGCGAUAUGCCCUCGCUUGCGAAUACUCCAGAACACCGAUCCGCAGAGACGGCAUCAAGGAGAGAGUCCUCGGUGUCCACGGUCGGGAGUUUAAGAAGGUGUUUGCCGGGGCCCAGAAGCAGCUGCGAGCUACAUUUGGCAUGGAGAUGGUCGAGCUGCCCACUAAGGACAGGAACCUUUUGACGGUCGAGCAGAAGAGAAAAGCCACGAAAUCCCAGAGUCAGAAGGAGCCAACUUCAAACUCUUAUAUGCUCGUUUCGGGUUUGCCCGAACACCUCAGAGUUCCCGAUAUCAUCGCCCCAUCCAAAGUCCAGUCGGCAGAUGGCGAAGCUGCAUAUAUCGGUCUCUACACAAUGCUCAUUUCCGUCAUCACACUCAGUGGUGGCGAGCUAAGUGAUCCACGCCUGCGACGAUACCUCACCCGUCUCAAUGCGGCCGAGAACAUGCCAAGUUCCAACCCCAACAACGAAAAUGCGCCGAGCGAGAAAACUGAGCUAGUCCUCCAGCGAAUGAUUAAGCAGGGUUACCUUGUGAGGGUUGCGGACAACAAAAACGCGGGAGACGGCGACGCAAUUACCUGGCACGUUGGGCCUCGUGGCAAAAUGGAAGUGGACAAUGAAGCCAUUGCUGCCGUGGUCCGAGAAGUCUAUGGCGGCGGCCAACAAAACGAGGAUCUGGAGAGGAAACUCCAAGCCAGUUUGAAGGUGAAGGAUAGGAAACCACCAAGGUCAGCAGCGGCGGGUCGAGCUCCGGCCACAAUCCAAGAGGACGAGGAAGAGGAAGACGCGGAAGAAGACGACGAGCCGGACCCUGGCCCGAGUACUAGACGAGGAAGACGGGGGUAA
Neurospora tetraspora is the source of this 1005-nucleotide messenger RNA. RefSeq names its product MAGE family-domain-containing protein. NCBI's taxonomy places the organism in Eukaryota, Fungi, Ascomycota, Sordariomycetes, Sordariales, Sordariaceae. The coding region runs from base 1 to 1005 and encodes 334 amino acids. The transcript is spliced from 3 exons. Gene Ontology annotation, cellular component: nucleus. Gene Ontology annotation, biological process: DNA repair. The record is from RefSeq and is a predicted model, not a curated record.